ACGCCCACCCCCGAGCCCAUCGCCAUCGUGGGCAUGGGCUGCCGCUUCCCAGGCGGGGCCAACACCCCGUCCAAGCUGUGGGAGCUGCUGUGCGCCAAGCGCGACGUGCAGCGGCGCAUCCCAAGCGACCGGUUCGACGUCGACGCCUUCUACGACGCGGACGGCGAGCGGGCCGGCUGCCUCAACGUGAAGGAGGCCUACACGCUGGACGAGGACAUCGCGCAGUUCGACGCGGCGUUCUUCAAGACGAACGCCCUGGAGGCGGAGGCCAUGGACCCGCAGCAGCGGCUGCUGCUGGAGACGGUGUACGAAGCACUGGAGUCGGCGGGCGGGGUGCUGGAGGACCUGCAUGGCUCCGACACGGCCGUGUACGUCGGGGUCAUGACGGGCGACUACCACGAGCUGCUGCUGCGCGACCCGGAGGACAUGCCCAAGUACAUGGCCACGGGCACGGCGCGCAGCAUCCUGGCGAACCGCAUCUCGUACUUCUUCGACUGGACGGGGCCCUCCAUGACCAUCGACACCGCCUGCUCGUCCAGUCUGGUCGCCGUGCACGAGGCCGUCCAGGCCCUGCGCCAGGGCCGCUCCACCCUCGCCUGCGCCGCCGGCGCGAACCUCAUCCUCGGCCCCGAGAUGAUGAUCUCCGAGUCCAAGCUGCACAUGCUCUCGCCCACCGGCCGCAGCCGCAUGUGGGACGCGGCUGCUGAUGGCUACGCCCGCGGCGAGGGCUUUGCGGCCGUCAUGCUCAAGACGCUCAGCCAGGCCGUCGCCGACGGCGAUUAUGUGCACGGCGUCAUCCGCGAGACCGGCGUCAAUUCCGAUGGACGAACGAACGGGAUCACGCUCCCCGGCGCCGACUCGCAGACGGCAUUGAUCCGACAGACGUACGCACGCGCCGGGCUGGACAUCGAGUCGCAGCGGUGCCAGUACUUCGAGGCGCACGGGACGGGCACCCCGGCUGGCGACCCGAUCGAGGCGCGCGCGAUCCACAACGCCUUCUUCGGCUCGUCGACGGAGCAGGCAGAGCCGCCGCUGUACGUCGGGUCGGUGAAGACGGCCGUGGGCCAUCUGGAGGGCACGGCGGGGCUGGCGGGGCUGGUCAAGGCGGUCGAAGCCGUGCGGCGCGGGGAGAUUCCCCCGAACAUGCUGUUCGAGUCGCUGAACCCGGAGAUCGAGCCGUUCUACCGCCGUCUCGCGGUGCCGACGGAGAUGAUUCCAUGGCCGGCGGUGCGGGGGGGAGAGCCGCGGCGGGCCAGUGUGAAUUCUUUCGGAUUCGGCGGAACCAACGCCCACGCUAUCGUCGAGUCGUACGACAACCCUCAUCGCCGCCCCUCGUCGGCUGCUGCCUCCCUCUACACACCCCUCGUCCUCUCCGCCAACUCCGAGACCUCGCUGCGCGGCCAAGUUGAGGCCCUGCACACAUACCUCUCCAGCACCGACACCCCCGUCCCAGACAUCCUCCACACCCUGCAGACGCGCCGCUCGCAACACCCCGUCCGCGUGAGCUUCUCCGCCGCCGACCGCGCCACCCUGUGCACCGCGCUCUCCCAAGCGAUCGCCAGCGAAUCGACCCUCGGCACCCGCAUCGACAAGAAAGCGGCGACACCGCGCAUCCUCGCCGUAUUCACAGGGCAAGGCGCGCAAUGGCCGACCAUGGGGCGGGAGAUCCUGCACGCCUCGCCAGCGGCCCAGCAAACCCUAUCAACCCUACAAUCCGCGCUAGACACCCUCCCCGACGCGCCGAACUGGUCCCUGGCCACCGAACUCCUCGCGGACAAAGACACCUCGCGUCUCAGCUCCGCCAGCGUCGCGCAGCCGCUCUGCACGGCCGUGCAGAUCCUGCUCGUCGACCUCCUCCGUCUCGCCGGGAUCACCCCUAACGUGGUCGUCGGCCACUCGAGCGGCGAGAUCGCCGCCGCGUACGCCGCGGGUAUGAUCUCCGCGACGGACGCGAUCCGCAUCGCGUACUACCGCGGCGUGCACGCGGGGCUGGCGCGGGGGCAGAACGGGCAGCGCGGCGGGAUGAUGGCGGUGGGGAUGGCGUACGACGAGGCGGUGGAAUUCUGCGAGGAGCGGUUCGCGGAGCGGGUGGAGGUCGCGGCUAGUAAUGCGCCGAGUAGCGUGACGUUAUCUGGGGAUGAGGAUGCAAUCGCCCAGGCGAAGGCGAUCCUCGAUGAGCGCGGCGUGUUUGCGCGAACCCUCCGGGUGGAUACCGCGUACCACUCCGCCCAUAUGAUUCCUUGCUCGGAGCCGUACCUCGACUCCCUGGCAGGAUGUGAGAUCGCUCCGCGCGAGGCGAGGGAGGGCUGUGUCUGGGUCAGCAGUGUGCACGGCGCGCGCAUGGAGGGAUAUCGUGUGGACAGCCUGGCUGGGGAGUACUGGAACGAUAAUAUGGUCAGUCCGGUGAUGUUCGCCACCGCCGUGGAGAUGGCGCUCAGCGAGGAAGAGGCGUGCGACGUGGCCAUCGAGAUUGGCGCGCAUCCCGCCCUCAAGGGGCCCUUCACGCAGACCGCCAAGCAGGUGGCACCCAGCGGUGGGGCUGCGCCGCUGCCCUACACCGGGACGCUGAGUCGUGGACAGCACGACAUUGUGGCCAUCAGCGAGACGCUCGGGUUCCUGUGGACGCACCUGGGGUCCAAGGCGGUCGACUUCCCGGCGUACAGCUCGGCGUUCUCCGACAGACUGCCGCAGUGGGUGCCCGACUUGCCGCGGUACAGUUGGGACCACCGCCAGUCCUUCUGGCGUGAGUCCACGAGAUCUGCCAACUUCCGGUCGCGGGCCCCGCGGCACCCGUUGCUGGGGGUGCGGUCGAAUGAGGACCUCGACCAGGAGAUGCGCUGGGCGAUCACCCUGCGCACGCGGGAGCUGCCCUGGCUGGAGGGACACAAGGUCGAGGGGCAGGUCAUCUUCCCCGCGGCCGCGUAUCUGGUCAUGGCGAUGGAGGCGGCCCACCAGCUCGUGGGCGCGGGCCAGACGGUGCAGCUGCUGGAGCUGGGCGACGUAGAGAUCGCGAACGCCAUCCCGCUGCCCGAGGACGGGAAGGGGGUGGAGGUGCAGUUCACGCUGACCCCGUCCCCGACCAACUCCAAAUCCGCAACCAGGACCGCGCAGUGGGCGUGCUACGCCCGCACCGCGGGGAAUGGCAAGGCAGCGUGGCGGAGUAACGCGCGCGGCACCGUGCAGGUUAUUCUGCGUUCUGCAGCUGACGCGGACGCGGACGCGGACGCGGACACGGACGGGGACACGGACAUCCUCCCGCCGCGCAGCCCGUCGAGCGGGUUGUUCCACGCGGUGAAGACGGAGCGGUUCUACGAGGCCCUCACGGCCAUCGGGCUGCACUACACGGGUCCGUUCCGGGGGCUGGACGGCGUGCAGCGGCGGUCCGGGACGGCCACGGCCACGGCGGCGCAGAUCCCCACCGCGAAGCUGGGCGUGCCCAUCCACCCGGCCGUCUUGGAUGCGGCCUUCCAGACGCUCUUCGCGGCCUACUGCUGGCCCGAGGACGGGAGCCUGCGCGCGCCGUUCGUGCCGACGGGACUAACGAGUCUGCGCAUAGUCAACCGCGACAUCGUGCAGGAGAGUGCCCAGCUCACCGUGGACGCCUGCAUCACCCACUCCUCCGGCACGACGAUCGUCGCCGACUUGGACCUGUACAGCCCCACCCACGCGGGAUUGAUCCAGCUGCAAGGCCUCCGGUGCUCCAGCCUGACACCACCCGGCCCACGGGACUACAAAGAACUCUACUCGCAGACCGCGUGGGAAGUCGACCUAUCCAGCGGACUCGCGCCCCUCAACACUACCACCACCACCACCACCAGCAACGCCAGCCCAGCAAGCUCGGACUCCGACUCCGACUCCCCGACCGACCUGGAACUCGUCGACCUGUGUGAACGUCUCGCAUACUACUACCUCCGGCACCUGAAAACGGUGACCCCGCGCAGCGAAGUCCCAAAAAUGGAAUGGAAUUUCCAGCGCAUCUUCGCCUGGAUCGACCACCUCUUCCCCAUCAUCGCCGCCGGCAAGCACCCGACCAUCCGCCCCGAAUGGUCCAACGACACAAAACCCCACCUCCUCAGUCUGGCAUCGGCAUACCCCGACUCAGUGGACCUUCAACUCAUCCGCGCCGUCGGCGAGCACCUCCCCGCCGUCGUGCGCGGGGAGGCCUGGAUGCUGGAGCACAUGGUUGCGAACGACACGCUGGACCGGUUCUACAAGAGCGGGCUGGGGUUCGCGCGGGCGAACGGGUCCAUGGCGCGGGCGGCGGCGCAGAUCGCGCACCGGUACCCGCGGGCCCGGAUCCUGGAGAUCGGGGCGGGGACGGGCGGCGCCACGAAGGGGAUUCUGGAGGGGCUUGAAAGCAGGUUUGAGUCGUACACCUUUACAGAUAUCUCGACGGGGUUCUUUGAGGCCGCUGCGACGCAGUUUGAGCGGUGGGUGGGGAUGGGGAAGAUGCAGUUUAAGGCGUUGGAUGUGGAGAGGGAGCUUGGCGCGCAGGGGUUUGAGGAGGGGGCGUUUGAUGUUAUUGUGGCGUCGAAUGUGCUGCACGCUACAAAGUCGCUGCGCGCGACGAUGGAGAAUGUCAGGCGGUUGUUGAGGCCGGGGGGCUUUUUGUUGUUGUUGGAGGUCACGAGUGAGAUUGUGCGCGUGAAGUUGAUGAUGGCGGGUUUGCCGGGGUGGUGGUUGGGCGGCGAGGAUGGGCGGCCGUAUGGGCCGACGAUUCCGGUCAGUCAGUGGGAUGCUCUCCUGAAAGAGACGGGGUUCGCUGGUGUCGAUCAUGUGGUCAAUGACUUUGUUGAUGAGUCCAAGUAUAUGACCUCGGUGAUGGUGACGCAGGCGAUGGAUGAGGAUGUGCGGGUGCUGCGCGAGCCGUUGACGGCGGGCUGGACGCUGCCGCCUGUUACGGUUGUUGGGGGACGGAACGGGGGUCUGGCGGAGCGGGUUGUCGAGGCCCUCGGGGCUGGGGGGAGGGCUCAACUGGUCGAGAACUUGGAGGGGCUGUUCGUCCAGCCGGAUGUCUCCGUUACCUCGUUGGUGAUUCUGGAGGACUUCGACCGCCCCGUGCUGGAGGACUUCACCCCGCGCAAGUUGGAGGCGCUGCAGCGCGCUCUCCCCGAGUGCAGGCAGCUGCUCUGGGUGUCCGGCCAGUGCCGCGAGAAGAACCCCUACGGCAACAUGGCCAUCGGGCUGUGUCGUGCGGUCGCUGCGGAGCAGCCGCAUAUCCAGUUCCAGCACCUCGACAUCGAAGACGUGAUGGAUGCAGGUGCUGCGAAGGCUGUGGCUGAGGCGCUGGUGCGGUUGGUCUUCGCCGCGCAGACGCGUCUGGCGACCAAGAACGUCCUGUGGGCCUGCGAGCCGGAGCUGGUGCGCGAGAAUGGACAGUGGCUUGUUCCGCGGAUUGUUCCGGACAAGCAGCUGAAUGACCAGCUGAAUGCGCGCAAGAUGGUCGUGCAGGGCACGGCUGCAUCGGAGAAGCUAGAGCUGGUGAAGCAGGCGGAUCGGUAUGUGCUGUCGCCUGCGCUGCCGUCUGUUGUGGCGAAGGAUGCUGCGGUGGAGGUCAACGUUGCGCACACGCUGGUGAAUGCGGUGCUGCUGGAUGGAAGCUCGGUUUGUAUUGCAUCGGGCAGCUUGUUGGAUAAGCCUGAUGUCCAGGUUGUUGCGUUCACCGACUCAGUAGGAUCGGUGGUUACUGCGUCUGAGGAGAUGGUGUUCCCUAUUGACAACGCCAGCCCGUCGCUCCUCCAGACCAUUGCUUUCGGGCUUGUCGCUGAUGACUGGCUGCAUGCCUUGUCGGCUGCGGAUACCCUGGCUCUCCACCAUGCGGAUGAGCAGCUCGGCCGUGUGUUGAGGAGCAAGGCUGCGGAAGCAGGCAUGACGGUGGUUGAUGUGCGCACGCAUGCCUAUGCCUCGGAGCGCAGCAUCCGCACGCAGAUCCCCCCAUCCACCAAGCUCCUCGUUGACUUUGCCGAGUCGUCUGUGCCGUGGGAGCGCAUCCUCCCUGCGCAGUGCAAGAUCCGCAAUCCCGACAUCGUCAUCGCUCCUGCAGCCAACACGGCCAAUCUGAACAACUCCAAACUGCAGAAGGCCAUUUCCUGGGCGCAGCAGCAGCCCGCCGACAUCACCCUCGAGACCAUCCCGGCUGCAGAGCUGGCCAACACGCCCACGCCUCCCUACCACGCCAUCGUCACCUUCACCCCCUCCACACCUAUCCCCACCAUCACCCGCCCAAUCAACCCAGCGCUACUCUUCCGCCCCGACAGAACCUACCUCCUAGUCGGCUGCACCGGCGGCCUCGGCCAAUCACUAUGCAGAUGGAUGGUCCUCCACGGCGCGCGCCACCUAGCCCUGACCACGCGCAACCGCACGCGCAUCUCCAGCACCUGGCUAGCCGACCUAGCCCAACUCGGCGCGAACGUCCGGCUCUUCGAAGCCGACGUCGCCGACAUGGGCUCACUCACCACCAUCCACCGCGAGAUAACCAGCAGCAUGCCGCGGAUCGCCGGAAUCGCGAACGCGGCCAUGGUGCUCUCGGACCGGUCCUUCGGCGAGCUCCAGCCCUCCGACUUCAGCACCGUCUUUGGCCCCAAGGUCCAGGGCACGAAGAACCUGGACACGCUGUUCCACACCGAAAACCUGGACUUCUUCAUCAUGUUCUCGUCGCUGGCCAGCAUCGUCGGCAACCGGGGCCAGAGCAACUACGUCGCGGCCAACCUGUUCAUGUCGACCGUGGCGGCGCAGCGGCGGGCCCGCGGGCUCGCGGCCUCGGUGUUCCACAUCGGCAUGGUGCUGGGCGUCGGGUACGUGAGCACCACGGGCGUGUAUGAGACGACCCUCCGCCAGUACAAGUACAUGCCCAUCGCGGAACCGGAGUUCUGGGAUAUGUUCGCCCAGGCGAUCGUCAUCGGCCACCCCACCCUGUCUGGCGGGCAUGCGCCGGAGAUGAUCACGGGAUUGCAUAGACACAGUCUCCGCGAGGAGGCCGGAAAGGCGUUCUGGGCGGAGAAUCCGCGGUUCAGUCUGCAUACGCUGCAGGAGGAGAGUCAGACGGUGGUGACGGAUGCGUCGUCGGCCAAGCAGGUGCCGUUGGCCGAGGCGGUCGCGGAGGCGGGAAGCUUGGAGGCGGUGGACGGCGUGAUCCAGGAUGCGUUUGUCGGGAAGAUGGAGCGGAUGCUGCAGGCGGCGAAGGGGUCGAUUGAGCGCGGUCAGCCGCUGAUCAACUUGGGGGUGGACUCGUUGAUUGCCGUCGAGAUCCGGUCGUGGUUUCUCAAGGAGUUGGAGGUCGACAUGCCGGUGCUCAAGCUGGUGGGUGGCAUGUCCGUCGGGGAGUUGUGUCGCGAGGCGGCGGGGGAGGUGCUC
Messenger RNA from Aspergillus japonicus CBS 114.51, 7353 nucleotides. RefSeq lists its product as uncharacterized. Gene Ontology annotation, biological process: secondary metabolite biosynthetic process; fatty acid biosynthetic process. NCBI's taxonomy places the organism in Eukaryota, Fungi, Ascomycota, Eurotiomycetes, Eurotiales, Aspergillaceae. The annotation marks the transcript as partial. Gene Ontology annotation, molecular function: fatty acid synthase activity; phosphopantetheine binding; 3-oxoacyl-[acyl-carrier-protein] synthase activity. The record is from RefSeq and is a predicted model, not a curated record. The transcript is spliced from 3 exons.